This is a messenger RNA of Chlorocebus sabaeus (green monkey), 1015 nucleotides long. NCBI's taxonomy places the organism in Eukaryota, Metazoa, Chordata, Mammalia, Primates, Cercopithecidae. The record is from RefSeq and is a predicted model, not a curated record.
AUGGGUCCGACUUGGCAGGAGCCUCAGAGACUCCUCGGUGGCCAGGAGCCCUCGACCUGGGAUGAGCUGGGCGAGGCUCUCCCCGCUGGGGAGAAGUCCUUCGAAUGCAGAGCGUGCAGCAAAGUGUUCGUGAAGAGCUCCGACCUCCUCAAGCACCUACGCACCCACACCGGGGAGCGGCCCUACGAGUGCGCCCAGUGCGGCAAGGCCUUCAGCCAGACGUCGCACCUGACGCAGCACCAGCGCAUCCACAGCGGCGAGACGCCCUACGCCUGCCCCGUGUGCGGCAAGGCCUUCCGGCACAGCUCCUCACUGGUGCGGCACCAGCGCAUCCACACGGCCGAGAAGUCCUUCAGCUGCUCCGAGUGCGGCAAGGCCUUCAGCCACGGCUCCAACCUCAGCCAGCACCGCAAGAUCCACGCGGGCGGGCGUCCCUAUGCCUGCGCACAGUGUGGCCGCCGCUUCUGCCGCAACUCGCACCUGAUCCAGCACGAGCGUACGCACACGGGCGAGAAACCCUUCGUGUGCGCGCUCUGUGGUGCCGCCUUCAGCCAGGGCUCCUCGCUCUUUUUGCACCAGCGCGUGCACACAGGUGAGAAGCCCUUCGCCUGCGCCCAGUGCGGCCGCUCCUUUAGCCGCAGCUCCAACCUCACCCAGCACCAGCUCCUGCACACGGGCGAGCGGCCCUUCCGCUGUGGGGACUGUGGCAAGGGUUUCGCCAAGGGCGCUGUGCUGCUGAGCCACCGGCGCAUUCACACGGGCGAGAAGCCCUUCGUGUGCACGCAGUGUGGCCGCGCCUUCCGCGAGCGCCCGGCCCUCCUGCACCACCAGAGGAUCCACACCACAGAGAAGACCCAUGCGGCAGCACCAGACUGCACCCCCGGGCCAGGUUUCCUUCAGGGGCGUCAUCGGAAGGUGCGCCGCGGAGGGAUGCCAAGCCCAGUCCUGAAGCCAGCGAAGGUCUGAGGUCCUAGCUCGCAGCCCCACCCUUUCCUGGCCUUCUGUGAAUCCCUUC